Messenger RNA from Synchytrium microbalum, 1008 nucleotides. RefSeq lists its product as uncharacterized. Gene Ontology annotation, cellular component: tRNA methyltransferase complex. The transcript is spliced from 5 exons. The record is from RefSeq and is a predicted model, not a curated record. The coding region runs from base 1 to 1008 and encodes 335 amino acids. Gene Ontology annotation, biological process: RNA (guanine-N7)-methylation; tRNA methylation. Lineage: Eukaryota; Fungi; Chytridiomycota; Chytridiomycetes; Synchytriales; Synchytriaceae. Gene Ontology annotation, molecular function: tRNA (guanine(46)-N7)-methyltransferase activity.
AUGACGGGAGGUACAAGUCUCAGUAAGCGCAAGUAUCCCGAGGAUGUGACCAGUCAAAGAUCGGGUCUACCAAAGAAACAGUUCUUCAGACAGAGAGCCCAUGUGAAUCCAUUCUCGGAUUAUGAACUGAGCUAUCCUAGCGCUCCUGAACAGUAUGACUGGCAUAGUUUCUAUCCAGCCCACUUCCCAAAGAAGGAAGAAGAGUCUCAAUCUGCUGGAGAAGCCAGCUCGAAUCAUGUCACUGGUCAGAAAGUAGUGGAAUUCGCAGAUAUUGGUUGUGGAUAUGGAGGCUUAAUGAUGUCCUUGUCGCCUCUCUUCCCAGAUACUCUCAUUCUCGGCAUGGAGAUCCGCGACAAGGUCGCAGAAUACGUUGAUCGGCGUGUACAGGCUCUACGAGAACAGAAUAUGGACAAGCAACGAGAUGAGACUGGCUCAUAUCAGAAUGUUGCAGUGCAUCGUAUGAAUGCUAUGAGGUUUCUGUCAAACUUUUUCAAGAAGGGACAGUUGACAAAGAUGUUCUUCCUCUUCCCUGAUCCACACUUCAAGGCCAAAAAGCACAAACACCGCAUCAUCACUCCCCAACUACUCGCCGAAUACGCAUACACUCUCCGCAUCGGCGGUCUCCUAUACACAUGCACAGACGUACGCGCACUACACGAAUGGAUGGUAAAACACAUUGACGCACACCCACUUUUUGAACGAAUCCCAAACAAGGAUCUAGAAGGUGACCCAUGCAUUCCUUGUGUCAUGAACGAUACCGAAGAAGGUAAAAAAGUAGCUAGGAAUAACGGAGACAAAUUUUUGGCUGUGUAUCGACGUAUCGAUGAUGCUCAAGAUCCAAAUUGGAAGGGGUUUGCACCAUUGUUUGAUAAAGGUGACAAGAAUGAUAAGGAGGGAGGAAAUGAGGAGGAUAGUAAUGAUGAUAAUGAUGGGGAAGGUGCUGAAGAUAAUGGUGGAGAGGCUGAGGAGGGAGGAGAUAAAAUGGUAGUAGACCGCAAUGCAGAAUAG